This is a messenger RNA of Eupeodes corollae, 1082 nucleotides long. Its product is annotated as cuticle protein 16.5-like. The record is from RefSeq and is a predicted model, not a curated record. Lineage: Eukaryota; Metazoa; Arthropoda; Insecta; Diptera; Syrphidae. The coding region runs from base 139 to 837 and encodes 232 amino acids. The transcript is spliced from 2 exons.
CCGAUAGGUAUCUAUGUAGAGAAAGACCGAACAGCUGAUCGAACAAAAAUUGAAAAUAUAUAAAUUAACUUAAUUUUGGAGUUUUGUGAUCAUAAUACAUCUAUUGCUUGUCAGAUUAGGACCGAUAGAUACACAAUCAUGAAGUUUAUUGUUACACUGAGUCUUAUCGCUGUUGUGGUAGCUGAUGUCUCCCAUCUUGGAGCCACAGACUAUUCCGCAGAAUAUGCACCACCAACCCCACAACUUGAAUACGGAGCACCUGCUCAGCAAUCUGGUGGGUUCUCCUCGGGAGGUGGAUUUUCAUCAGGCGGUGGAUUCUCAUCAGGCGGUGGAUUCUCAUCGGGAGGUGGAUUCUCAUCAGGCGGUGGAUUCUCAUCAGGAAUUGGACAGCCAGCUCAAUCAUAUGGCCCUCCACCAGCUCCAGUGCAAGAAUACCUACCCCCAGCUCCCGAAUACUCAGCUCCUGUCCAACAAUACUCUGCUCCACAAUACAGUGCUCCAGCUGCUCAAUACGGUGCUCCCAUAGCCGCACCUGCUCCAGUCUAUUCUGCUCCAGCACCACAAUACUCUGCCCCAGUUUCACACUAUUCUGCUCCCGCACCUCAGUACUCUGCCCCAGUUCAACAAUACUCCCAACCCGAAUCAGAAUACCUUCCUCCAGCAGCACCACAAUAUUCUGCUCCUGUCCAACAACAGUACUCAGCACCAGCUCCACAAUAUACAGCCCCUGCACUUCAAUAUGGAGCACCUGAAGUAGGAUCUAGUUACGAAGGUCUGCAAGAUGAUGGAUAUCACUACAAAACUGUUAAGCGCAUCAGGUAUAGGCAUCGCGCAUAGGAAUUGGCAAAAAUAUGCACACGUGUGAAUGCUUGGUUUUAUGUUUACUUCGUUUUAAUAAAUUUUCUUUUUUAGUACAAAACCAAAAACUUUCAUUGAAAUAAUAUAAACACAAAAUAUAGAACUUUUAAGGUUGCUAUUGCAUAAAGAAAACUAAGGUGCUUCCUACUUUAUACCUACAUAGUAUUGAAUUAAAUUGUUUUCAGAUUAUAAAGCUAAAUGCAUUUUCUUGUAUAAAAGCUUCA